AGGGGAGGCAAUUUUAAGGAGGAGCGUGAACAGUGUGGAGCUCUGAGGCGCAUAUCAGGUUCUGUGCACUGACACUAAGCUGCCUGACACGCCUCCCAUAGCUUAUUACCACAGCUCACACACAUUAUCUGAUCCCAGCAGCCAGGAAGAUUCAACCCCACAAGGCGACCUACCUGUCCAAGCUGUCCCCCAGUCUGGCCCCCCGGGGUAUGAACUGCCCAGGGGCCUUGGUAAAGAAAAAGUCGGUGAGGAUCGUGAAAAGGUAGAUCAGAGUGCAGCAGGGGAAGAGUCACCACUAUCUAGCAGUGUGUGUGUAUAUAUUAUCACUUCGAUAUAUAUAUAUCACUAAGCAAGCUCCCCCCCUAGUCACCUGGAGCAGUCCCCCUGUGUGAGGGGAAGAAUGAUAGCCUGAGCCAGCCCAAUGCUACGGAGAGGGGGGCUCAUGAUGUGUGGCAGAGGGGUGCUGUGUCCUUGGGGGCCACCCAUGCUUGACUGGGAGCAGGAAGGAAAGACGAGUUGCAGAACCCGCUGGCAGAGAAGGGGGGCGGGCAGGGACCACAGAUGGAAACAUGGGCACCCACCCUACACCCGCCCCAGAGCUCGUAGUCUGAGACCAGUGAAUAUGAUGGGCAACAGGGCCCCGGGGAUGAGGGCUCCCCGCAACACCAACCAGUUCCUGAUGAGUGAGAAGUACCAGAUGCUUAAGCUUCGCUCUGAUUCAGUGGGUACAGAGUGCAGUGGAGGAUCAGACAGUGAAAUGGACCCUUUAGACAUGGACUCAUACAUGGGCGUGCUGGAAAAUGCCCAUGGGGCUCUUUUGGAGCACCCCGAAACAGGUGUAAUUGGGAUCUUUUGUUCUCCAUCUUCCUCCCCAUCCAAUUCCUGCUGGAGCCCUUUCCGAAAAGAUGGGGAGACUAGGGCUCCGCGAAGGUGUGACAAGCUGGCUCCUCCCACCCGUUCCCCAUGCCCUUUCCGCGGAGUGGGACCCCUGCUGGAGCUGCGGGGGGAGUGCAGCGAGCAGUAUUAUCCCUCUGAGGAUGAUGUCAUUGAGAGCGAGAACUUUAUGGAAAGGGAUUUUCAGGAAUUCUGCAGUAGGAUUGCUUGACUGUAUUUGUCUUGACCUUAUCCCUGACCUAGAGGGCCAACUGCAAAGUGUUAUGUAAUCUCAUUAUCUGGAAGCAAAACAGCCGCUACAUAUUUUGUAGUGAUCAGCAGUGCAGCUACUAAACCUGGAUUCCUCUGUUGUAGUUGAAUUGCAGCUGCAGCAUCCCCCACUUUUGGAGGAUUGUGGCAGUUGUAGUUCAGCAAUAGCUGACAAGCCUCAGGUUGUUGAUCCUUGCACCAGACUUUAAAUGUAAGCUGUCUUUUCUCUUAAAGAGUGAGGGUGACCGAGGGAAAAAAUGCAGACCAAAGUACCUUUGUCGUGGCAGACAAAAGGAACCUAUCUUAUUUUCAGAAACCUUCAGUAUAUGUUUAGCAGUCGGUGGCCUUCCUGGUGUUCUAGAACUGUAACUCCCAACAUCCCGCCAACAGCUGUUAGGGUUGCUGGGAGUUUAUCGAUCUACAACAUCUGGAGCAUUGCCAAUUUUGCAUCCUUGAUUUAAACAUUAUCACUAGUAGCAGAUAGACAUCAUAUGUGUAUAGGGGUCUAGGAGUCCAUUUUGGAGUGGGGGGGUGGUAUCUGUAAUUUUUAUUUCUGUAUAUAAAAUCUUUUCUUUGUCUGCCUGCCCAGAAUAAGUCUAUUGCCUUGCUUUUUAAACCUAACUGUACAAUGUGGAUUUUUUUUUUUUACGUCUAAAUAUCUUGUUUGUGUAUGAGAACUAUCUGACCGAUAGGAAUGUAAAACUACUACGGGGGGGGGGCUGUAAUAAUUGCCGAAGCAGAUCUUUUUUUAUUGUCACGUUUUCUGGGUUUGUUACGGUCCUUUUCCACGAAUUUCUGUAAAUAAAUUUGUAUAUUAUAUUAUUAA
This is a messenger RNA of Xenopus laevis (African clawed frog), 1969 nucleotides long. RefSeq lists its product as uncharacterized. The record is from RefSeq and is a predicted model, not a curated record. Bases 422 to 1105 code for a protein of 227 amino acids. Lineage: Eukaryota; Metazoa; Chordata; Amphibia; Anura; Pipidae. The transcript has a single exon.